Cololabis saira (Pacific saury) is the source of this 1878-nucleotide messenger RNA. It is a transcript of the gene ube2g1a, whose product is annotated as ubiquitin-conjugating enzyme E2G 1a (UBC7 homolog, yeast). NCBI's taxonomy places the organism in Eukaryota, Metazoa, Chordata, Actinopteri, Beloniformes, Belonidae. Gene Ontology annotation, molecular function: ubiquitin conjugating enzyme activity. Bases 164 to 676 code for a protein of 170 amino acids. The transcript is spliced from 6 exons. Gene Ontology annotation, biological process: proteasome-mediated ubiquitin-dependent protein catabolic process; protein polyubiquitination. The record is from RefSeq and is a predicted model, not a curated record.
AAGAAGAACCCGCGGCUGUGGCAGUAGAAGGCGGCGGAGAAGAAGAAUGACGAGAAUGCUAAACGGAAAAUAGAAGGACGGAUUGUGUUUAGUGAUCGUUAAAACAACGGCGUUACCUCCAAAUACCCCCUUUUGAAAUCAGCUGCAUCACACACGCUGCACUAUGACAGAGCCCCAGUCAGCUCUCUUACUCAGGAGACAGCUUGCAGAGCUAAAUAAAAACCCAGUGGAGGGAUUUUCAGCAGGCCUGAUUGAGGACAACGAUCUCUACAGAUGGGAAGUCCUUAUCAUUGGGCCUCCAGACACACUAUAUGAAGGUGGUGUGUUUAAGGCUCAUCUGACAUUUCCCAAAGACUACCCUCUCAGGCCACCUAAAAUGAAGUUUAUCACAGAUAUUUGGCACCCUAAUGUUGACAAGAAUGGAGACGUUUGUAUUUCUAUUUUGCAUGAGCCUGGAGAAGACAAGUACGGCUAUGAGAAACCAGAGGAGCGCUGGCUGCCUAUCCACACUGUGGAAACCAUCAUGAUUAGUGUUAUCUCUAUGCUGGCAGACCCAAAUGGAGACUCGCCAGCUAAUGUGGAUGCUGCAAAAGAGUGGAGGGAAGACAGACACGGCGCAUUCAAAAGGAAAGUUGCCCGUUGUGUACGAAAAAGCCAAGAGACUGCAUUUGAGUGAUAUUUAGCAAGGAUCUAGCUCAUAUUUUCAGGGUCUCCAAUUGAAAUCAAAAUGGCACUGUUUCCUGCACUCUUCCACCCUUUUGCCAGGCUUGUCCUUCUCUCUGGCAGGAACAGACUGGCUACUGUACGCUGCAAUAUCAUAUUACAGUGACUACCGAGGCUGACAGAAAAUUGCCGAGCAAGUGCCAACUCAAAGAAACAAACAAAUAAAAGCCCAGAAGAUGUUAAAACAUUUUUCAAGUCUAUGAACUGCUUCAACAUUCAGGAAGAUAUUGUAAAGACAUGUAUAUAGCCAACCUAAACGGGAUAAUAUAUAUAUGCGCCCUUUCCAUCCAUCAAGACAUUUAGACCAAAUAUAUAGUGCUGGUUCGGAUAGAUUUAUUUUUGUCAAUUUUUUUUUUUUCAACUCCAGCAUGCGUUAUCUUUCUUUAGGUUUUUUUUCCACAGGGGUUUUAUAGAGAACGAAUCGCUGGGCUGUUGGAGGAAAGCCACCUGUGAAGAGCUUUUCUGGUUCAAGGAAGACGUGAGGGACUUGCCUGAGGAACACCGCCAUAUUCUGUUCUCAUGGGUUUCUGUAACACUCCCAGUACUCAUUCACACCUGAGGGGUUGUUUUCAUACAUCUCUUUUAAGUAUAACCACCCUGCUAAGUUUGCUUAAGAGAGAUUCCCAUUCAUUUUUUUUUCUGCAUGUUAAAUUAUCUUUUUUUUUUUUUUAAGUGCCUCCUAAUAAAUGCUUGGCCACUUCACCUUGCAUAAACCAAGUGUGAACAUUUUUGAAAAAUAUGGAGAAAUGUCUACCACCCAUAGUGUGGAUUUAUAAUCAGUAUGAAUAGAAUAUUGGUAACAAUUUGCUGUAGCAAUAACCACCAUAGUAUAAAGUGUACAUGUUAAUUUUUGAUAUGCGGAAAAAAUUUGAGAUCCUCUUUCCCAGUAUUUUAUUUUAGCAGCACCUCUCCUCUGUUUUCAUUGUAAGAAUUGUUUAUGCAUGUUUUUUUUUUGUACUUUGUUUUUUUUUGGGGGGGGGUCCUUUUGAGGUUUUUUUUUUUGUGUCCACCAUAUGUGUAUUUUGUUUUUGACACUGUUUACCCUCAUUCACAAUCUCAUGAUUGUUCUGCCCACUUAACUCGUGCUGUUUUGCCCAGUGUACAAAGACAAAAUACUGAUGUAUAUUUUUAAUGUUAUAAAAUCCCUCAUCUGUA